Molecule: messenger RNA, 878 nt
Organism: Dimorphilus gyrociliatus
Lineage: Eukaryota; Metazoa; Annelida; Polychaeta; Dinophilidae
Source: the annotation of a GenBank genome assembly
CAUUUUUCAACAAGUCGCUUUGUAUGCACCGUGUAGCUAUGGCUCUAAAAACGGAUUAUGAAAGCGAUAAUGAAAUUAUUAACGUUGAAGAUGACGAUGGUCCAAAAACAAAUACUUUUACAAGAUUUUUUAUUGAAGAUAUUCUAUCAUCCAAUUUUGGUCGAAUCGAGGAAAAGUCAGACACCGAAUCUACAUCAUCAGCGUCUAGUACAACUUCGGGAAGAAAGACAGAAAAUCAGAAACCCGCUGAAAAUAUGAUCUGGCCUGCUUGGGUAUAUUGUACAAGGUAUUCGGAUAGACCAUCAUCAGGGCCCCGAUGCAGACGUUCAAAAAAGAAAAAAGAGAAGGAACCCGUUGAAGUACCGACUGCUGCCGUUACUUCAGUCGAGAAGCGACCGAGAACUGCUUUUACAAGUGAACAAUUGCAAAGAUUAAAGGAAGAAUUUGAACAAUCAAGAUAUUUAACGGAACAACGAAGGGCUAAUUUAGCUCAGCAGUUGGGAUUAAAUGAAGCACAAAUUAAAAUCUGGUUCCAGAAUAAAAGAGCCAAAUUGAAAAAGUCAACAGGAUCUAGGAAUCCGUUAGCACUCCACCUGAUGGCUCAAGGACUGUAUAAUCAUCAAACAAUACCUGCAAAGGAAAAUGGCGGUGCCGAAAAUUAAUUACUCUGAAAUAUAGCUUCUACUUCCCAGAGAAAGAAACGUAGAUUAUGUGCUUAUCUUUACGAUUAAAUGUAAAAGAAAAGAGACAAGACAGUUGUUAUGAGCGAAUAUUCUUCUUCUUUAUAUAAAUUAAUAUACGCAUAUACAUGUACAGUACUUACGUAUAUCUUUGAUGAAUAAAUAAAGAAUAUAAUAAAAAUGUUUUAUCUAAGAAAA